UACCCGACGUCGGACCCGCUCAGUGCCUACCGCGUCGACGAGAUCCUUGCCGCGUCCGACGACAUUACUGCCAAACUCCGUCCAUACUAUUUUGAGUUGGAUGCGGCGAAGAGGCUCGCGAUUGCAAAAGAGCUCACUGCGGACACGCUCCCAACCUUGUUUGCAUGCGUCGAGGCGCGGCUCGUUGCAGCUGCUGCCAAGGGCCCGUAUCUCUUGGGUGAGAUGCUCUCGCUCGCUGACUUUGAGUUGUUUGUCGUACGCAUGAUCGUGCGGUCCGGGGAGUUGGCUGAUAUUCCCACGACGCUCUGCGGUGCAUACCCGCGCUGGAAUGAGAUCGCAGACGCCGUCGCCGCUCUGCCCAAGGUCCAGGCAUGGUACGCUAACCAUCCAUGA
Molecule: messenger RNA, 393 nt
Organism: Saprolegnia diclina VS20
Lineage: Eukaryota; Oomycota; Saprolegniomycetes; Saprolegniales; Saprolegniaceae
Exons: 1
Source: RefSeq, a predicted model, not a curated record